Molecule: messenger RNA, 966 nt
Organism: Paramecium tetraurelia
Lineage: Eukaryota; Ciliophora; Oligohymenophorea; Peniculida; Parameciidae
Exons: 5
Cellular component (GO): nucleus; cytoplasm
Molecular function (GO): protein serine/threonine phosphatase activity
Source: RefSeq, a predicted model, not a curated record
AUGGCAAAGGAUAAAUAGGGGGAAAUAGAUGUGGACAACAUAAUCGAGAGAUUACUCAGUGUCAGAGGGAGCAAGCCAGGAAAAAAUGUAAAUUUAACAGAACCUGAAGUUCGAGGUCUUUGUAUAAAAGCAAGGGACAUUUUCAUCAGCUAGCCGAUAUUAUUGGAAUUAGAGGCACCUCUGAAGAUUUGUGGCGAUGUGCAUGGUCAAUAUUUUGAUCUUCUGAGAUUAUUUGAGUAUGGUGGUUAUCCUCCUGAGAGCAAUUAUCUUUUUUUGGGAGAUUAUGUAGAUCGAGGUAAACAAUCCUUAGAGACCAUUUGUUUACUGUUGGCAUACAAAAUUAAAUACCCAGAGAACUUUUUCCUUUUGAGAGGCAAUCAUGAAUGUGCAUCCAUCAAUAGAAUCUACGGUUUUUACGAUGAAUGUAAACGUCGAUACACAAUUAAAUUAUGGAAAACCUUCACUGACUGCUUUAAUUGUCUACCUGUGGCAGCCCUGAUAGAUGAAAAGAUUCUAUGCAUGCAUGGAGGCUUGUCUCCUGAAUUGUCCAAUCUUGAGCAAAUAAGGAGAAUUAUGAGGCCUACUGAUGUCCCAGAUACAGGACUCCUAUGUGAUUUACUCUGGUCGGAUCCAGAUAAAGAUGUCUAAGGAUGGGCAGACAAUGAAAGAGGAGUCUCCUAUGUGUUUAGUUAAGAAAUUGUCCAGGUCUUCCUUAAAAAGCAUGAAUUAGAUCUCAUUUGUAGGGCACAUUAAGUAGUUGAAGAUGGCUAUGAGUUCUUUAGCAAAAGAUAAUUGGUGACUUUGUUUUCUGCUCCAAAUUAUUGUGGUGAGUUUGAUAAUGCAGGUUCUAUGAUGACUAUCGAUGAAUCCCUUAUGUGUUCGUUCCAAAUACUAAAGCCUGCCGAAUAGGGUGCUCAAGGUGCCUCACAACAAAAUAAACCUCCUAGUGCCAAGUUUGUAAACUGA